CUGAAAUCACUUGUUUGCUUUCCACAAGAGAAGGGUGCCAGGUCUUCAGGUUACCAUCAUUUGCUCACCCAAAAGCACCAAAAGAAAACAGAAACCAUGGGGAGAGACCAAGGUAACCAGGCUAAGGAUGCAAAUGCCGAUGAAAACAAGAUCCAUCUUAAAAGGACAAUGGGCUAUUUAGAAGGGGUUAGCUUCAUAGUAGGCACAAUUAUAGGUGCAGGAAUUUUUGUCUCCCCAACUGGAGUGCUCAAAUAUUCCUUGCUCAAUGUUGGUGUGUCUUUAAUAAUCUGGACUCUUUCUGGCAUCAUCUCGCUGAUGGGUGCUCUCUGUUACGCAGAGCUCAUUAUAGCACUGCCGUUUUCUGGAGGGGAAUACAGCUACAUAAAAAGAGCCCUGGGGUCUCCAGUGGCUUUUAUCUUUUUAUGGACCGCCAUGUUUAAUAGACCAGCCUCAAAUGCCGCUCGAGCCUUGCUGUUUGCCGAAUAUGCCAUUCAACCUUUUUAUGGAGCGUGCCCAGCUCCUGAGAUGGCAAAGAAAUGUUUGGCUUUGGCUGUUCUCUUGUUCCUUGGGAUUCUCAAUGGGCGAAGUAUCAAGAUGGCUGCCUGGGUGCAGAUCGUUUUCACCUUUCUCAAAAUGAUGGCUCUCUCCAUUAUUGCAAUCAGUGGAAUAGUCCUGUUGAUCAGAGGAAAGACAAAGAACACAGCCAGAUUCGAAAAUGCUUUCAGUGGUGAGAUUCCAGAUGCUGUGCAGAUCUCAGAAGCAUUUUUCCAAGGGUUGUAUGCAUACGGUGGCUGGUGGUCCCUCAGCUACUUAGCAGAGGAGAUUAAAAAUCCAAGCAGAAACAUUCUUUGGACUGUGUUGACUGCACUUCCUUUGGUCAUUAUUUUCUAUUUGCUGGUUAACAUUUCAUAUCUGACAGUUCUCACACCGCAGGAAAUUGUUUCCUCAGUUGUUGUAGCAGUGAUGUGGGCUGAGAGAGUGAUCCCUUCAUUUGCUUGGAUAAUUCCUGCAUCUGUGGCUAUUUCUAUAUUUGGUGCCCUCAACGGCAGCGUAUUCACUCUUGGACGGUUGAGCUACGCUGCGAGUCAGUCUGGACAGUUGCCCAUUAUAGUAUCCAUGCUUAAUAUCCACCAUUCUACUCCAGCACCAGCCAUGAUUUUGUCCACCGUUAUUGCAACUGCUUUCCUCAUUUCAUCUGAUCUAAUUGCAUUAAUGAAUUAUUUUGGAUUCUCCAUUUGGCUUAUGACUGGACUAACAUGCGCUAGUGUCAUUGUCCUCCGAUAUCGAGAGCCUGAUCUACUCAGACCAUACAAGGUUUGUUUACCAGUUGCCUUUGGAAUGGUGGCCAUUUCCUUGUUCUUAGUUUUGGUUCCUAUAAUUUGGUCCCCGAAAGUGCAGUAUUUAUAUGCUUUCCUUUUCAUGGUUGGUGGGAUUUUUUUAUACCUACCCUUUAUACAUUUUCAAAUACAUUUUGAGUGGCUUGAUAAAAUGACUUGCUAUCUGCAGCUGCUGCUCCAGGUUUCUCCUGCUAAUUAUAAAUCUGAGUAAUGCCAACAUUUUAAACUGUGCAGUAGGAAUAAUACGUUCCUUGUGCAGCACAGCGACAGCUUCUGAUAUCUCCCUUCUUGCUAUAUAUAUAUAUAUAUAUAUAUAUGUAUAUGCAUGUUUCUGAAAUAUAUGUAGUUUUGUACAUAUACACAAGUGGCUUUUCAUGAAAAGAUUUUGACUGAAUAAACCCUGCAGCUCAGUGUUUUCAACCUUGGCAGUAUUAAGAUGUGUGAACUUCAACUUCCAAGCUGCUGACUGGGGAAUUCUGGGAGUUGAAGUUUGCACAUUUUAAAGUUACCAAGGUUGAAAAAUAUUGCUGUAGCUUUUUCCAAAUCAUCUGAAAAACCUUCUUGGAGUCUAGGAGACUCAGGGGGAUAUAGUGGAAGAAGAUUUAAAAUAAAAAUAAGACUUUAAAAAACCCCAAAAGAAUUUAACAUUGAUUGUAUUUGCCAAGUAAAAAAUGAAAAUACCUUUAACAUAAUUAAGGAGAAAAAUCCUUAAAACCCCGAACAACUUUUAACAAAUCCUUUGUUAAAUAACAACUUUGUUAUCCUUUAUUAAAAGUUGGCAUCAUCAUUA
Molecule: messenger RNA, 2127 nt
Organism: Thamnophis elegans (Western terrestrial garter snake)
Lineage: Eukaryota; Metazoa; Chordata; Lepidosauria; Squamata; Natricidae
Gene: SLC7A13
Product: solute carrier family 7 member 13
Exons: 4
Coding region: 97-1548 (483 amino acids)
Biological process (GO): amino acid transmembrane transport
Cellular component (GO): membrane
Molecular function (GO): L-amino acid transmembrane transporter activity
Source: RefSeq, a predicted model, not a curated record